AAAUGGCUUUAGGUGGAGGUCCCCAGAGAGGAACUGCUGCUGCAGCAGCUGCUAGCAUGCGUCGGAGGAGAACCACUAGUGGUGGAGCUGCUGGUGGGGCAAGUGGGACCAUGCUCCAGUUCUACACCGAUGAUGCUCCUGGACUUAAGAUUUCUCCCAAUGUUGUGCUCGUUAUGAGCAUUGGUUUCAUAGCUUUUGUUGCUAUUCUACAUGUCAUGGGUAAGCUCUACUUUGUUCGUAGAGAGGCUUAAGAUUGAGAUUUCGAUGUUGGUGACAAAUAGAACAUAUAUUAUUUCCUUAGCAUGCUUUUGAUGGGAAUAUUUUUUUGAUAGAUUUUGGAACGCUUGUUGUUAACAGAUACCUAGGUUUGGAAUAAUGUGAUGGGAAAUUAUUCAAUCAUAUGUAUCUCUGACAAUGUUUAAUGUCCAAACCUUUUGAAUUGUAUUUUGAUUUAGCGUA
This is a messenger RNA of Olea europaea var. sylvestris, 459 nucleotides long. RefSeq names its product protein transport protein Sec61 subunit beta-like. Gene Ontology annotation, cellular component: Sec61 translocon complex; endoplasmic reticulum membrane. The coding region runs from base 3 to 251 and encodes 82 amino acids. The record is from RefSeq and is a predicted model, not a curated record. Lineage: Eukaryota; Viridiplantae; Streptophyta; Magnoliopsida; Lamiales; Oleaceae. Gene Ontology annotation, biological process: intracellular protein transport. The transcript has a single exon.